Messenger RNA from Mobula hypostoma (lesser devil ray), 3845 nucleotides. RefSeq names its product copine-8-like. Gene Ontology annotation, cellular component: plasma membrane. Gene Ontology annotation, molecular function: calcium-dependent phospholipid binding. The transcript is spliced from 22 exons. The coding region runs from base 145 to 1944 and encodes 599 amino acids. The record is from RefSeq and is a predicted model, not a curated record. Gene Ontology annotation, biological process: cellular response to calcium ion. NCBI's taxonomy places the organism in Eukaryota, Metazoa, Chordata, Chondrichthyes, Myliobatiformes, Myliobatidae.
AAUGUUCGAUGGGAAUGUUUGUGCUGUCGUUUUAAUAAUGCCUCACUAGUCUGUUUCCCGUGCCUUCCAGAGCGCUGACAUUGACAAGCAAUGACAGGCUGCCUUUAAUCGCCGAUCCUUGAGCCUUGUGGCGGUGUGACGUUGAUGCUGGAAGCACUGGUUUGGAAUUACUGGAUACCCAUGGAAGACGCUAUGGACAAAUUCGAUGACAUGGCUUCUGUGAGCGACUUUGAUCCGAUCCAGGGCAGCAUCCCGGCGACUAAAGUGGAGAUUACCGUGUCCUGCAGGAAUCUACUGGAUAAAGAUACAUUCUCAAAAUCUGACCCAUUAUGUGUUCUGUAUGUGCAAGGGAUUGAGACCAUACAGUGGAGGGAGUUUGGAAGAACAGAAGUGAUCGACAAUACCUUAAACCCUGACUUUGUACGGAAGUUCAUCCUAGAUUACUUUUUUGAAGAGCGGCAAAAUCUCCGAUUUGAUUUGUACGACGUCGAUUCAAAAAGCCUGGACUUAUCUAAACAUGAUUUUCUGGGUCAGAUGUUCUGCACCUUGGGGGAAAUUGUAGGCUCACCAGGGAGUCGACUGGAGAAACCAUUAACUGGAAUCCCAGGAAAGAAAUGUGGAGCAAUUAUUCUCUCAGCUGAAGAACUUGGCAAUUGUCGGGAUGUUACAACAAUGCAAUUCUGUGCCAAUAAACUGGACAAGAAAGAUUUUUUUGGAAAGUCAGAUCCUUUCAUGGUCUUUUAUCGAAGCAAUGAAGAUGGAACCUUCACAAUUUGCCAUAAAACGGAGGUGGUGAAAAAUACACUGAAUCCUGUGUGGCAGCAGUUUUGCAUUCCUGUGCGGGCUCUCUGCAACGGUGACUACGAUAGAACAAUCAAGGUAGAGGUCUAUGACUGGGACAGGGAUGGCAGCCAUGACUUCAUUGGUGAAUUUACAACAAGCUUUCGGGAACUUGCUAGAGGACAGAGCCAAUUCAAUGUUUAUGAGGCAGCGACUCCAAUGGGACUUGUCAAAAGUAGCAAGACUGGGUCACUCAAUCAAUUUAAGGUAAUAAAUCCAAAAAAGAAAAUAAAGAAGAAGAAGUAUGUCCAUUCAGGAACUGUUACACUGCUGUCCUUUACAGUUGAAUCUGAGCAUACAUUUCUCGAUUAUAUUAAAGGCGGAACACAGAUAAAUUUUACGGUGGCUAUUGAUUUUACAGCUUCUAAUGGAAACCCAUCUCAAUCCACAUCGCUGCACUACAUGAAUCCUUACCAGAUGAAUGCCUAUGCAAUGGCUUUGAAAGCAGUGGGCGAGAUUAUUCAGGACUAUGACAGUGACAAGAUGUUCCCAGCAUUGGGGUUUGGUGCUAAACUGCCCCCAGAUGGAAGAGUUUCUCAUGAGUUUGCUUUGAAUGGCAACCCAGAGAACCCAUAUUGUAACGGUAUUGAAGGAAUUCUGGAAGCAUAUCAUAGGAGCCUCAAGACAGUCCAGCUUUAUGGACCAACGAACUUUGCACCCGUGAUUAAUCAUGUAGCACGAUAUGCAGCAGCAGUACAGGAUGGUUCACAGUACUUUGUUCUACUCAUUAUAACAGAUGGGGUUAUCUCGGACAUGGCACAGACUAAAGAAGCUAUUGUUAACGCUGCUAAACUUCCUAUGUCCAUUAUAAUUGUUGGAGUUGGACAGGCAGAAUUCGAUGCUAUGGUGGAAUUGGAUGGAGAUGAUAUCAGAAUAUCUUCACGGGGGAAACUCGCAGAGAGAGAUAUUGUACAGUUUGUGCCGUUUCGAGAUUACAUUGACCGCACAGGAAAUCAUGUGCUUAGCAUGGCACGACUGGCUAAGGACGUUCUAGCUGAGAUCCCAGACCAAUUUAUUUCCUACAUGAAAACUCGAGGCAUCAAGCCCAAUCCUGCACCACCUCCAUACACACCUACUGGCCUUGGUCUUCAUACACAGAUCUGACAGACCCCAUUUCCAGGAUAUUUAGACUUGCCAAGAGUGGCUUGUGAUGUUUAAUAUGUUGGCUACUCUUCUGCUGUAGUCAGAUGCCACGAAAAGAGAACCUCUUGCGAUGUUUCAUGUACUCAAUUGUAUGAUUUGUUCUACAAAUGCAGUAAGUGUUGAAUGACUGAGGUUAACCAAAAUAAAGGACCCUUUCUAUAGUCAUUGAGGAAGACCGACUAAUAAAGAAAGUUGCCAGGCACUCUGAAUUGGUUGUAAAGACUUGUACUGGAUUUUCAGAAAUGAAGGUUUAUAAAUCCACUCAAGGAGUGAAGCCAACUAAUGGAUGUGAAAUACAGUGAGUAAAAAAAUGCAGAAAAAAAUUGAGGAUUUGCAAGUGGUUUACUUACUGAGUAUUUUAAUGACAUAGGUACUGUUUGAAAAUUGUCUGUUUUGUCUUUUGAAGUUUACGAAUUGAUUCUUUCUACAAUCUAACUGGUUUAUAUAAUGCUAAAGCUCUUUUAGCCAAUUGUUUGGAAAAUCAAUGGGAACUUGUCAUGCAUCAUUGUUUGCCGCAUCUACUGUUGCUUUUGUUUUGCAGAUUGCGUGAUUUGUUUGGAAGCUCCUUUAGACCAAAUCAGUUCAAUUUUAAAGCUGUUAUGUACGGCUUACUGUGAAUCCUGUGAUCUGAGUGGAGCCAGUCCAUAAAAUGUGGUAGAUGUGAGAAUGAAGAUGAUAAUUAGAAAGAACAGAAAAGCAGUCUUUUCCACAAAGGGCAGAGCUUUCAACUUCCCUAGUGAGGAGGAGAGAUAUGAAAAAACUAUUCUGAAUUGGCCACCUGCUGAUUUUCCAGGAAAACUGGGACUAAUGCAAAGCUGGCAGCUAUCCAUUUUACACUCCUUGCCAAGCUUCUCAGUUCUGCCCCAAAGUAUUUAACUUUUCAUUUUGUUCCCGAUUGAUCAUAGUCAAGUCUUUUUUUCCUAAAUCAGCAACUUUAUUUUAAUGAUGAGUUCUAAACCAAGUACAUUAAUUCCAGCUCUCCAUUCUGGUCCUCAUUUUUUACAUUAAAACUAUAUCAUACUAUAAUAGAGACAAUCAAUGAUUGGAUUAUGACAAAUGUUUUGUAUGUAGACUUGCUUCAAAGCACAAUAUGAGAAAUAUAGUAGUAUUAUUACACUACCAUGGCUGCUGUUGAGGUAGUAGAGAUUUAUAAUCACAUUUCAUAUUAUUUGCAUGAAUUCUGCUUGGUUCCUCGUGUAAUUUUGGAUCUUCUUUGCAUCUCACUGUCAGGCCUCUACAUAAUAUUUUCCAUAAAAUUCCACAGGCUCAUGAGCAGCAGUGAUGGCUACACAAUUUUGGUUUUCAACUUUGAAUCAAUUCGUAAUAUGACUUUUUGCAGGAUAUGAAUGAUAAUAAUUUCAUCUCUAGUGCUCUUUAUGUCCUGGUUUUUGAAGUAUCAAAGAUAAGCUAUUUUCCAUAUUAUUUCCUAAAUUAGAUACUCUAUGCUCUAGAAUGACUUGCUGUGGAGAGACACCGCACACCAUCACUACACAUCACCUAUUGUCACUUCAUGUACAUACAAUCAGUCUAUGUAUAUAACAGUUACUUGUAUUUUGUAUUGGUACAUUGUAUUUUGUAGAACUGAUUUUAUAUUUAUAUUUGUUGUGUUUUUAUUAAGUUCUUAAUGCUUAUUAUGUUUUUUAUGCUGCAUUGGAUCCAGAGUGACAAUCAUUUCAUUUUCCUUUACAUUUGUACACUGAAGGAUGACAAAAAACAAUCUUGAAUCUUAAUAACAAUGUCUGACCUGCUUAAUAUAACUCAACACUUAACAUACAACAAAAAUAAUUUCAAUUUUCCAAUCUUUAACAAUACAUAAGUAACAAGUUUUUACCUUGUACUAUGAAUAACAUCAAAACUUUUAA